Messenger RNA from Paralichthys olivaceus (Japanese flounder), 1513 nucleotides. Its product is annotated as fatty acid-binding protein, intestinal. Gene Ontology annotation, biological process: fatty acid transport. Lineage: Eukaryota; Metazoa; Chordata; Actinopteri; Pleuronectiformes; Paralichthyidae. Gene Ontology annotation, molecular function: long-chain fatty acid binding. Gene Ontology annotation, cellular component: nucleus; cytosol. The record is from RefSeq and is a predicted model, not a curated record.
CGGGGGGGUGGGGUGGCAGGGAGGGUGUGUGUGUGUGUGUGUGCGUGUGUGUGGGAUAGGGGAGGGGUCCAUAUAUAUGGAGGCCCUGCGGUCAUUCACAGUCCCACGGUCUGCCUUUGCCUCAUCACCAGUCGCCCUCAACCCAACACCAGCCCGCAGCCAUGACAUUCAACGGAACCUGGAAAGUCGACCGCAAUGAGAACUAUGACAAGUUCAUGGAGAAAAUGGAUAUCAAUGUCAUGAAGCGUAAGCUGGCGGAACACGACAACCUGAAGAUCACCAUCGAGCAGACCGGGGACAAGUUCCACAUCAAGGAGUCCAGCACCUUCCGCACCAAGGACAUCGACUUUACCCUGGGCGUCCUCUUCGACUACAGCCUGGCCGAUGGCACCGAAGUCUCGGGUACUUGGGAGAUGGAGGGUGACGUGCUCAAGGGCAAAUUCACCAGGAAAGACAACAACAAGAUCCUGACAACCACCCGAGCUGUGGUGGGAGGAGAGCUCGUACAGAGUUACAACUACGAGGGAGUGGACGCAAAAAGGAUUUUCAAGAAGCAGUAACACGCAGAGUGAAUUUCUUAUUCUAUUUUUUACAUAGACGACACCUUAUAGUUUUUUUUUCCCACCACUAACAACCAGUCAUGGCCAAGUCUCGUGGGAUUUUACUGCGUAUACCUCAACAAGUUUUCUGGUAGGAGAAUAAUGGUCCACAGUGUUUUGCUGCUUGAAUACCAAUGAGUGGAAGACAAAGUGGGGACCCGACAAAAGGCCGACCCGACAGCUACAAACAAUCCUGAGAAGAAACGAGAAAGUGAAUAAAAUCAGCAGCGGAAAAAAGGCAGAAGUCAUAAAUAUUAAGUCCAACUAGCUGAGGGAAAACAGCCGUUACCAUGUGGCGCCCAAAGAGCCUCAAAAGAAUCUUAAAUAAAAAAACAGGAUCCCACAAGUGGACAAACACCGAUUAAAGGGUCAGUUCACACAAAUUUCAAAUAACAUAUGGCUAUAGCUGUCGCUACAUGCAUAUAUAUAAAAUUUAAGAUUUAUUUGUCCAGAUUUUGAGAGUUCUAUCUGGAUCAUAGAAUGGAGGAAAGGGGGUUUCGGGAAUUGGAGAUGUUGCCAUAGAAACUCAACGUUGCUUGGGAUAAUCCACAGUUCCUGUCAAAAUGCUGAUGGGUUAUUAAAGGAAUUUCGUGCACGUGUGUAUUUGCGGUUGUUGAGUUUUUAAAUUAAAAAUCACCCUCCUCCAUCAUAUCGGGCAAAUAAAACCAAAACUAUACAAAUGAUUGUAUUCAGCUACAUGUGAGUGAGACACUAUGGUCGCUGUGAUUUGGGUCAAACAACAGACUUGAACUUGACUAAACUUAAACCUACACUAAUCUCCAUCAUUGUGAAGCAGCUCAAUAACAGUCCUGCACAACACGAGAUCCUGUUUCUUGUGAACCAGCAAAUCUGCACUGAUGAUUCAUUCAUGUCCAUUAUUCAGUCUGUAACAAUAAAGCAAUUUUAAUAUACCA